GUAAUUUGUUUGUAUGUAACAUUCGAUCUCUGUAACUGCGAUGACCAGAAGUUUGGGACAGGAGUUUUUACGAGUUUUCAGUACAGCUGAUCCAGAUCGAAUUGCAAUGACGUGCAAGAUUAGCACUGUCAGUAUUACGUACAAUGAGUUAUUGGUAAAUAGUUUGAAACUUGCGAAGAAGAUGAGAGAUAUAGGAAUCGAAAGCGGCGAUAUCGUUGGUAUUGUAAGCGAAAAUCGAAUGGAAUACAUCGUAUCAAUUAUAGCAUGUUUCUAUAUACAAGCAAUCAUACAUCCAAUUAAUCAGAACUACUUAAAAGCGGAAUUGCAACAAAGUUUUGAUAAAAGUAAACCAAAGAUGGUUUUUACUUCUAAUGUAUAUAUUGAUAAUGUUAUAAGGCUACAACAGGAUACCACUUACGUGGAAACCAUAUUCAACUUUGAUGUUAAUUAUUUGGAUAUUAUUAAGGAUGGUAUUGCUUUGAAUCAUAUUGAAGUGGAUACUGGUAUAAGCGUGGAAAGGGCAAUAAUUAUGAACUCUUCUGGUACAACUGGUUAUCCACAAUCGGUUGUUCUGACGCAAAACAAUGUAUAUUACGCAAUCGAAAGUUUCAAAAAUCAGUUUGUGCUUUACCGAGAAAAUACGAAAAUCAGCGUAUUACCAUAUUGCCAUAUCUUUGGUUUAAUGCAUGUUUUUGGCACCCUUAUACAACAUUCCAAACUUGUGAUAUUAUCCAAGUUCAAACCAGAUCUUUUCUGUGAAAUUAUACAAGAACAUAACAUCGUGGCUCUAGAAAUAAUUCCCACUAUAGCGACAUUUUUAGCUCGAAGUCCCAUUAUUGACAAAUACAAUUUGACAUCUAUAAAGAAUAUAAUAUGCGGUGGAGCGCCGCUCACUCAAGAUAUUCACAAUGCCAUUCAAAAAAGGUUCAAUUGUCAGGUAAGACAAUUGUAUGGAAUGACCGAAACGUGUGGUCUAGCAAUGGCAGAAUUUGUAGGAGAAAAGUUGAAGUUUGGAAGCGUGGGAAAACUAAUUCCAAAAAUUGAGGCAAAAGUAGUUGAUCCACUGACAAAUGAAAAACUGAAUUGCGGAAAAGUAGGCGAAAUUCGUUUGAAAAGUAAGAUGAACAUGAAAGAAUAUCUCGGAAACAUUGAAGCUACAUUAUCGGCCUUUGAUGAUGAAGGAUUCCUUCGUACAGGAGACCUAGGUUAUUUCGACGAGGAUGGUUACUUCUUUAUCAACGAUAGAUUAAAAGAUGUGAUCAAAUACAAAGGAUAUCAGGUUCUUCCUGUUGAAUUGGAAGAUAUGUUGAUGCUGCACAAAGAUAUUAUAGAUGCAGCUGUUAUUGGUAUUGCCGAUGAAAGAGCCGGAGAAUUGCCAAUGGCUUUUGUGGUUAAAGUCAAAAAUUCUGAACUAAAUGAAGAGGACGUAAAAUGUUAUAUUGCCGAUCGUUUCUCCAUAAAUAAACAGCUCCAUGGCGGUGUUAAGUUUGUUGAAAGCAUUCCUAGAGGAAACACCGGCAAAAUACUGAGAAGACAACUUCGCAAAACAGAUUGAAAAAAUGUUGCAAGUGCUUAAUUUACAAGAAAAUAAAUAUUAGUAGCCUCAUAAUUUUAAUAGGCAAAACAUAUUUUAAUCAUUUAUUUUAUAUUUAAGGCGAAAAGUUCAACGGUCCUUUGUCAUUGUAUUUUGAUGGAAGAAUCAUGGCUGGCGGGUAGCGUGAAAGAAGUG
This is a messenger RNA of Nicrophorus vespilloides, 1729 nucleotides long. RefSeq names its product 4-coumarate--CoA ligase 1-like. Gene Ontology annotation, biological process: fatty-acyl-CoA biosynthetic process; long-chain fatty acid metabolic process. The transcript has 8 exons. The record is from RefSeq and is a predicted model, not a curated record. Lineage: Eukaryota; Metazoa; Arthropoda; Insecta; Coleoptera; Silphidae. Gene Ontology annotation, molecular function: long-chain fatty acid-CoA ligase activity. Bases 41 to 1555 code for a protein of 504 amino acids.